Messenger RNA from Cavenderia fasciculata, 2793 nucleotides. It is a transcript of the gene msh4, whose product is annotated as mutS like protein. The coding region runs from base 1 to 2793 and encodes 930 amino acids. The transcript is spliced from 11 exons. Gene Ontology annotation, biological process: mismatch repair. The record is from RefSeq and is a predicted model, not a curated record. Gene Ontology annotation, molecular function: mismatched DNA binding; ATP-dependent DNA damage sensor activity; ATP binding. NCBI's taxonomy places the organism in Eukaryota, Evosea, Eumycetozoa, Acytosteliales, Cavenderiaceae. Gene Ontology annotation, cellular component: MutSalpha complex; nucleus.
AUGAGUAACACACAACAAAACGAUUCAACCAAUCAUGAAUUUACACCAACAAUAACAACAACAACAACAUCAAGUCGUUCACCACCUGAUAUUCUUGAGAAAUUCAGAUAUCAUCGUCAAGGUUCUAGUCUGAUGAUGCAUCACCAUCAAAAGAGAGAAAAGGAAAAUGAUGAUAUAGAUCUUGACCAACUAGAUGAUGAUGAUGACAAUCAUAAUAAGUGUUAUCAAUCUCCACCAAUACCUUAUUACUGUCCACCUAAAUCCUCCAAACCACCACAACAACCACCAUCAUCCUCAUUCAAACCUUUGUCGUCUCAGUCUACCAAUACACUCUCAUCAAUACCAAAGUCUACAACACCAAAUCAAUUAUAUUCCUCCUCUUACUCCUCCUCCUCCUCUUUUAAAACACCAAUUGCUGGUAACUCAUUGUCGUCAUCAAAGCAACAACAGAUCCCGAAAACCAAUCAAUCAAGCUCAAGUAGUAGUAUACUAGCCACCAAAAGCAAUCUAAAAACUCCAACCACCACCACCACCACUGCUAGUACAACAACAGGAAUGAUUGUUGCAUUGACUGAAAACAAAAAUAGAGAGAUUGGACUAGCUGCAUACAAUCCCAUCAACGGUUCUAUUGAACUCGGACAAUUCUGUGAUUCUCAAACUUAUGUUCAUCUCUAUACCAAAAUUUAUAUCUUUAAUGCUUCAACUAUUUUAACACCUCCAAUUAGUAAUGAAUCAGAGAUGAUUAAAAUGAUUACAUUGAAAUUUAGCAAUUUGAUGCCAACCACCAUACCAAGGAAAUUAUUUAAUGAAAACAAUGGAUUAUUGUUACUCAAACAAUAUGGUCUCCCCAACUGCAUGACACUAUUAGAGAAGCAAUUACAUUCAAAAUAUUUAGCUUUGGCCUCUUUUAAUGCUCUUGUUCAGUAUCUCGAUGGAAAUGAUGUUAGUUUUUCAAAUAAUUGUCUCAACAUUUUAUUCUCUGGUUCUGAAAGAACAAUGCAAAUUGAUGCUGAAACCAUUAAAAUUUUAGAAUUAAUUCGAAACAACUUGGAUGGAUCAAGAAAUGCAACCUUAUUUUCUUCAAUCAAUUUUUGUAAAACAUCCCAAGGUGAAAGAUUACUUAUUAGUAAUAUUACCCAACCAUUAACUGAUUUAGAAACCAUCAAAAUGAGACAAAAUUGUAUUAAAUUUAUAUUAAAAAAUGAGAAACAAUUUUUUGCCAUUAUUCCUAUACUCGGAAAGAUUGGUGAUUUGGAUCGAAUGUUGGUCAAAUUUACUCAAAAGAUUGAUUCUAGAAAAUUGGGAAUUAAAGCAAUUCAAUCAAAUAUUCACAAUAUCAUUCAAUUUAAAAAUUCAUUAGAGUUGAUACCAAGAUUGGCAAAUAUCUUAUCAAUAUUGAAUGAUCCUCUUCUCAGUGCUAUUUGCAAAAAUUUAUCAAACAAGACUAUUCAAUCAUCAAUGGAAGAAACCUUUAAAUAUAUCAAUGAACAUCCACCACCAGCCUCAAUCACCAAUACUAUCAAUCAAGGAAAAUCUACCAUUGCCAAUACUAUUGUAUCAUCUAUUAAACAAGGUGUUAAUGGACUUUUGGAUGUUUGUAAAAAAACAUAUUAUGAAUCUUUACAAGAUAUGAAUAAAUUAACUACAUACUAUCAAGAAGAAUAUAAUUUGAAUGGUCUAAAACUUCAACAUUCAACAUCAAAAGGAUUUUUCUUUUCAGUUCCAUGCAAAAACAAAGAUCUACUUCAUCUCCCAAACAUCUUUUUCUCUCAAACCUUUAAGAAUGCCAGAUGUAGCUUUUUAUCAAAUGACCUAUUGUCUCUGUCUCGAAGAAACAAAGAGGUUUUGGAGGAAAUUAUCCUAAUGACAUCAAUAUCGGUUGAAAAGUUAACAAACUUUUAUCGAGAGUUUUUGUCUGACCUUUUCAAUGUCUCACAAUCAAUAGCCCUCUUGGAUCUCUUAAUGUCACUUUCAACUUAUGUUACUUUUAAUGAUCAAUGUGUUUGUCCAGAAGUUUACAACAAAGGACCAUUGGCAAUUAAAAAAGGAUAUCACCCAACUCUAUUGGCAUUGGCAAGUUCCAAAAAAAAUCAAGAUAAUCGUCGUCAUAACCAUCCCAUUCCUAAUGAUACAAUUAUCAAUGAAACAUCAAAUUGUCAAAUCAUACAUGGACCAAAUAUGAGUGGAAAAACAACCUAUAUUCAACAAAUUGCUUUGCUCACUGUGAUGGCCCAUUUGGGAGGAUAUGUACCAUGUCAAUAUAUGGCGGUACCAGUGACUGAAAAGAUUGUAAGUAGAAUAGGUACAUCGGACAAUAUGCAAGGAAAUGCUAGUACAUUCAUGACAGAGAUGAAAGAAAUUGCCUACAUUUUGGAAAGUGCCAACGAGAAUUCAUUGGUUAUUAUCGAUGAACUUGGCAGAGGUACUUCAAAUACAGAUGGAUCAUCAAUAGCUUGGUCGAUUUGUGAAUCAAUUUCAAGAAUACAAUGUUAUACUCUCUUUAUCACCCAUUACAAAGAAUUAUUGUCGCUCUGUCAUUUCUAUGGAAACAUUAAAAAUUUCCAUUUAAACUUGAAAUAUACUUAUCAAAUUACAGAAGGUAUUUCCAACAAUACUAGUUAUGGUAUUGAUAUUGCAGAGAUGGCAAGUAUAGACAAUCAAAUUUGUCAAAAAGCCAGAUUGAUAAGAUCUCAAUUGGAUUCCUACCUGUCGACACCACCACACCCAUCCCAACCAACAACUCCAUUUGUUCAACAACAACAACCACAAUCCACCAACUUUGAAUUGGAAUAA